Molecule: messenger RNA, 10767 nt
Organism: Echinops telfairi (small Madagascar hedgehog)
Lineage: Eukaryota; Metazoa; Chordata; Mammalia; Afrosoricida; Tenrecidae
Gene: FREM2
Product: FRAS1 related extracellular matrix 2
Exons: 22
Biological process (GO): cell communication
Cellular component (GO): membrane
Source: RefSeq, a predicted model, not a curated record
CCCGCACAGCCCGCGGCCCCUGGCCCGCCGUUGCUGUCCCCGGGUCUCGCGGGGGCUGUGGGGGUCCCAGCCGAGGAAGCCAUCGUGCUGGCGAACCGCGGGCUCCGGGUACCCUUCGGCCGUGAGGUCUGGCUGGAUCCGCUGCAUGACCUGGUGCUACAGGUGCAACCGGGGGACCGCUGCUCGUUGGUCGUGCUGGACAACGACGCGCUGUCCCAGCGGCCCGGCCGCCUGAGUCCCAGACGCUUCCCCUGCGACUUCGGCCCCGGCGAGGUGCGCUACUCGCACCUGGGAGCGCGCAGCCCGUCGCGGGACCGCGUCCGUUUGCAGCUGCGCUACGACGCGCCGGGCCGGGCGGUGGUGCUGCCCCUGGUGCUGGAGGUGGAGGUGGUCUUCACCCAGCUGGAGGUGGUGACUCGGAACUUGCCCCUGGUCGUGGAAGAGCUGCUGGGGACCAGCAAUGCGCUGGAUGCGCGGAGCCUGGAGUUCGCCUAUCAGCCCGAGACGGAAGAGUGCCGCGUGGGCAUCCUGGCAGGUCUGAGCUCGCUGCCCCGCUACGGGGAGCUCCUCCACUACCCGCAGGUCCCAGGCACAGUGAGCGAAGGCGCAGCUCCCGAGCCUCUGCUCCUGGACUGCAAAGCCUUCCAGGAGCUGGGCGUACGCUACCGACAUACGGCCCCCAGCCGCUCACCCAACAGAGACUGGGUGCCCAUGGUGGUGGAGCUCCGCGCCCGGGGGACGCCUGUGGGCAGCCCUGCUUUGAAACGCGAGCACUUCCAGGUCCUGGUGAGGAUACUAGGAGGGACGGAGAACACGGCCCCCAAGCCGAGCUUUGUGGCCAUGAUGAUGAUGGAGGUGGACCAGUUUGUCCUGACCGCCCUGACCCCCGACAUGCUGGCAGCGGAAGAUGCUGAGUCUCCCCCGGAACUGUUGGUCUUCAACCUCACCUCGCCAUUCCAGCCGGGCCAGGGCUACCUGGUAAGCACGGAUGACCGCAGCCUGCCGCUCUCCUCCUUCACCCAGCGCGAUCUGCACCUCCUGAAGAUCGCCUACCAGCCCCCCGCGGAGGACUCCAACCAUGAGCGUCUCUUUGAACUGGAACUGGAAGUGGUGGACCCCGAAGGGGCAGCCUCAGACCCCUUUGCUUUCAUGGUGGUGGUGAAGCCCAUGAACACGUUGGCUCCAGUGGUCACCCGGAACACUGGCCUCGUUCUCUACGAGGGCCAGUCUCAGCCCCUCACAGGCCCUGCCAGCAGAGGGCCCCAGAACUUAGUCAUCAGCGAUGAGGAUGACCUGGAGGCAGUGCAGCUGGAGGUGGUUGCUGGACUUCGGCACGGGCACCUCGUCCUUCUGGGUGCCUCCAGUGGUCACUCUGCGCCCAAGGCCUUUACGGUGGCUGAGCUGGCCGCCGGCCAGGUGGUCUACCAGCAUGAUGACAAAGACGGCUCCCUGAGCGACAACCUGGUGCUUCGCAUGGUCGACGGGGGCGGCAGGCACCGGGUGCAGUUCCUGUUCCCCAUCACCUUAGUGCCAGUGGAUGAUCAGCCGCCUGUCCUCAAUGCCAACACAGGGCUGACCCUGGCAGAGGGUGAAACGGUGGCCAUCCCACCGCUCACGCUGAGCGCCACGGAUAUGGACUCCGAUGACUCUUUGCUGCGCUUUGUGCUGGAGCCGCCCUACUCCACGGCAGGGCAGCUGCUUCUCCGCCAGAGCCAACCUCCCCAGGAGGAGCUGGAGCUCACUAGGGGCCUGUGGAGCAAGCAAGGGGUGUUCUAUGAGCGCAUGGUGACAGAGUGGCGGCAGCAGGACAUUCUGGAGGGGAGGUUGUUCUAUAGGCACACGGGGCCCCAUAGUCCUGGGCCAGUCAUGGACCAGUUCAUGUUCAGAGUCCAGGAUAACCACGACCCCCCCAAUCAGUCUGGGCCGCAGAGGUUUGUGGUACGCAUUCAUCCGGUGGACCGUCUUCCCCCAGAGCUGGGCAGUGGCUGUCCCCUUCGGAUGGUGGUGCAGGAAUCCCAGCUCACAACACUGAGGAAGAAGUGGCUGCGCUACACUGACCUGGACACAGAUGACCGAGAACUGCGCUACACCGUGACCCAGCCACCCAUGGACACCGAUGAAAACCACUCGCCAGCCCCUCUGGGUACCUUGGUCCUGGCCGACAACCCCUCUGUGGUAGUGAGCCACUUUACCCAGGCCCAGAUCAACCACCAUAAGAUUGCUUACAGGCCUCCAGAUCAAGAACUGGGCGUAGCUGCCCGCGUGGCCCAGUUCCAGUUCCAGGUGGAGGAUCAACUUGGAAACAUGGCUCCAGGGAUCUUCACCCUUUAUUUGCAGCCGGUGGACAAUCGGCCACCUGAGAUCCUCAACGCAGGCUUCACCAUUCAGGAGAAGGGCCACCACGUCCUGAGUGAGACUGAGUUGCAUGCAACCGACGUGGACACUGACGCAGCUCACAUCUCGUUCACUCUCACUCAGCUUCCCAAGCAUGGCCACGUGCGAGUGUCUGGGCAGAGACUUCCUGUGGGUGGGACCUUCUACUUGGAAGACAUCAAGCAGGGCCGGGUUUCCUACACCCAUCAUGGGGACGAGUCCCUGACGGAUAGCUGCUCCUUGGAAGUCAGCGACAGACACCACGUGGUGCCCAUAACGCUCAGAGUGACUGUGCGGCCGGUGGAGAAUGAGGUAUCCAUACUGGGCCUUCCUGCUGGCAGACUGGGGUCCUAUCUGGAUGUUUUAGAAAAUGGGGCCACGGAGAUCACUGCCAGUAUUAUCAAGGGGACGAAUGAGAACACCGAUGACUUGAUGUUGACUUUCCUCUUGGAUGGUCCACCCUUGCUUGGGGAAAUCCUCGUCAAUGGAGCCCCCGCAGCGCACUUUACCCAAAGGGACAUCUUGGAGGGUUCUGUUGUUUAUGCUCACACGAGUGGGGAGAUAGGCUUAUUGCCCAAAGAGGACUCUUUUAACCUGAGUCUGUCAGAUAUGUCCCAGGAGUGGAGAAUGGGUGGCAAUAUUAUCCGAGGAGUUACUGUGUGGGUGACCAUCCUCCCUGUUGAUAACCAGUCUCCAGAAAUUUCUGUAGGUGAGCGAUUUGUAGUCAUGGAAGGGGAAAAGGGUGUUAUCACCGCAACCCAUAUAAGUGCUGAAGACCCUGACUCCCUGAACGAUGGCAUCUUGUGCACUAUAGUUAUUCAGCCCACCUCAGGUUACGUCGAAAACAUUUCUCCAGCACCUGGCUCUGAGAAAUCGAGGGCAGGAAUUGCCAUCAGUGCGUUCACCUUGAAGGAUCUCAGGCAGGGCCACAUUAACUAUGUUCAAAGCGUCCACAAAGGGGUGGAGCCUGUGGAAGACAGAUUUAUAUUUCGCUGUUCUGAUGGCAUUAAUUUUUCAGAUAGAAACUUUUUCCCCAUUGUUAUCCUCCCCACCAAUGACGAACAGCCGGAGAUGUUUAUGAGGGAGUUUAUGGUGAUGGAAGGCAUGAGUUUGGUCAUUGACACGCCCAUCCUCAAUGCUGCUGAUGCUGACAUACCCCCAGAGGACUUAACGUUCACUAUCACCCAGCCUCCCACACACGGUCACAUCCUGAACCAGCUCCUCAAUGGCACACUGUUGGUUGAAAGUUUCACCUUGGACCAGAUCAUAGAAAGUUCCAGCAUCAUCUAUGAGCACGACGACUCCGAGACUCAGGAAGACAGUUUUGUGAUUGAACUCACAGAUGGCAAGCAUUCUGUGGAAAAGAGGGUCCUCGUUCUUGUUAUCCCUGUGGAUGAUGAGACCCCCAGAAUGAUGAUCAAUAAUGGGCUAGACAUAGACAUUGGAGAAACCAAAAUGAUCAGCAACAGGGUUUUGAUGGCGACGGAUUUGGAUUCUGAAGACAAAUCCUUAGUCUACAGCAUUCGGUACGGUCCAGGGCAUGGCUUGUUACAGAAACAGAAACCCACAGGCACCUUUGAAAAUAUAACCUUGGGCAUGAACUUUACCCAGGACGAAGUGGAUAGACACCUCAUUCAGUAUGUCCAUUGUGGGCAAGAGGGCAUCCGGGACCUAAUUAAGUUUGAUGUGACGGAUGGAGUCAAUGCCCUCAUCGACCGCUAUUUUUAUAUCUCCAUUGGCAGCAUUGAUAUCGUCUUUCCCGACGUGGUAAGUAAAGGAGUGUCUUUGAAAGAAGGCGGCAAAGUCACCCUGACCACAGACCUACUAAGCACAAGUGACUUGAACAGCCCUGAUGAGAAGCUCGUGUUUACCAUCACCAGGGCGCCCAUGAGAGGCCACUUGGAGUGCACAGAUCAAUCCGGGGUGCCCGUCUCCUCGUUCACUCAGCUGCAACUUGCUGGCAACAAGAUCUACUACAUCCACACAGCGGAGGAUGAGGUGAAGAUGGACAGCUUUGAGUUUCAAGUCACUGAUGGCCGUAACCCUGUCUUCCGGACGUUCCGGAUCUCCAUCAGCGACGUGGACAACAAGAAGCCAGUGGUGACCAUCCACAAACUGGUGGUCAGCGAACGCGAAAGCAAGCUGAUCACCCCCUUUGAACUGACAGUGGAAGACAGGGACACUCCUGACAGCCUCCUGACCUUCACGGUCACUCAGGUGCCUGUCCACGGCCACCUCCUCUUCAACAAUACCAGGCCUGCCAGGGUUUUCACUAAGCAAGACUUGAACGAGAACUUAAUCAGUUACAAGCACGACGGCACCGAGUCAAGGGAAGACAGCUUCUCCUUCACGGUCACCGACGGCACCCACGCCGACUUCUACGUAUUUCCGGAAACCGUGUUUGAGACAAGGAGACCCCAGGUGAUGAGGAUCCAGGUCUUGGCUGUUGACAACAGUGCGCCCCAGAUUGCAGUGAAUAAAGGCGCCUCUACGCUCCGCAUGCUGGCCACUGGCCACGUGGGCUUCCUGAUCACCAGCAAGAUAUUGAAAGUGGAGGACAGAGACAGCAUGCACGUGGCUCUCAGGUUUACUGUGACUGAGGGCCCCAGGCACGGCUACCUCUUCAACCUGGCGCAAGGCAACCGCAGUGUCAUUCAGUUCACGCAAGCUGACAUUGAUGACACCAACAUAUGCUACGUCUUAAGAGAAGGGGCAAAUGCCACCAGUGACGCCUUCCAGUUUACGGUGGAAGACAGCGGUGGAAACAAGUUAACGAACCAACAGUUUUGUCUGAAUUGGGCAUGGAUCUCUUUUGAAAAGGAAUACUACCUGAUCAAUGAGGACUCCAAAUAUCUCGACAUCGUUCUCAAACGAAGGGGUUACCUGGGAGAAACCUCGUUUAUAAGUAUUGGCACAAGAGAUGGGACUGCGGAGAAAGACAAAGACUUCAAGGGCAAAGCUCAGAAGCAAGUGCAGUUCAACCCCGGCCAGAGCAGGGCCACAUGGAGAGUGCGGGUGGUGAGUGACGGCGAGCAUGAGCAAUCGGAGACCUUCCAGGUGGUGCUGUCCGAGCCCGUGCUGGCUGUGCUGGAAUUCCCCUCGGUGACCACGGUGGAGAUUGUGGACCCCGGAGAUGAGUCCACUGUAUUUAUCCCUCGGGCUGAAUACUUCAUUGAAGAAGAUAUUGGAGAACUGUUCAUCCCCAUCAGGAGAAGUGGAGACGUGAGCCAGGAAUUGAUGGUGAUCUGUUCCACGCAACAAGAACCAACGUUCUACUUCAGUGCUGUGGAGUACUCAGUGGACGAGCAUGCCGGCUCCGUGGAGGUGCAAGUGUGGAGAGCAGGCACCGACCUGUCCAGGCCGUCCAGCGUCACCGUGCGGUCUCGGAAGACAGACCCUCCCUCGGCUGAUGCUGGAACAGACUAUGUAGGAAUCAGUCAUAAUUUAGAUUUUGCACCGGGAGUCAACAUGCAGACUGUUCGUGUAAUUAUUUUGGAUGAUCUUGGACAACCAGUGCUGGAGGGAAUUGAGAAAUUCGAACUGGUGCUUCGGAUGCCUAUGAAUGCUGCCCUUGGAGAGCCCAGCAAAGCCACGGUGUGCAUAAAUGACUCUGUUUCAGAUGUACCUAAGAUGCAGUUUAAGGAACGAGUGUAUACUGGUGAUGAAAAUGCUGGGCAGAUAGUGGCAGGGAUCCGUAGGAGUGGGGAUAUCCAGUACCGGUCUUCUGUGAGGUGCUAUACACGGCAGGGCUCGGCACAAGUCAUGAUGGACUUUGAAGAACGCCCCAACACUGAUGCUUCCAUCAUCACCUUCCUCCCUGGUGAGACAGAGAAGCCUUGCGUCCUUGAGCUGAUGGAUGACCAGCUCUUUGAAGACGUAGAGGAACUCCGCCUGGUUCUGGGAUCUCCACUGAGCAACUCUCCUUUCGGGGCCGCCAUUGGUGCCCAGAACGAAACUCUGAUCCGGAUACGAGAUGACGCUGACAAGACUGUGAUUAAGUUUAGAGAAACCAAAUUUAGUGUCAGUGAACCCAAAGAACCAGGACAAUCGGUGACUAUAAGAAUCCCGGUGGUUCGCCAAGGAGACACAUCAAAGGUUUCCGUCGUGAGAGUCCACACCAAGGAUGGUUCAGCUACGUCCGGAGAAGACUAUCUCCCAGUAUCGGAAGAAAUCGAGUUCAAAGAAGGAGAAACCCUGCACCUGGUUGAAAUUGAAGUCAUCUUUGAUGGGGUCAGAGAGAUGAGGGAGGCCUUCACUGUCCACCUAAAACCUGAUGAAAAUAUGAUCGCUGAGACACAGGCAACUAAAGUUAUUGUGUACAUAGAAGAGAUGAACAGCAUGGCAGACGUCACGUUUCCGUCUGUUCCUCAAAUCGUGUCCUUGCUGAUGUAUGAUGACACUUCCAGAGCUAAAGGACAGGUGGAGCCCGUGUCUGGCUACCCUGUUGUCUGUACGACGGCUUGCAACCCCAAAUAUCCCGACUAUGAAAAGACGGGGUCCAUCUGUGUGAGUGAGAACAUCAACGACACUCUGACCCGAUACCGCUGGCUGAUUAGUGCCCCCACUGGCCCUGACGGUGUGACCAGCCCCAUGAGAGAAGUGGACUUCGACACCUUUUUCACUUCAUCCAAGAUGAUCACUUUAGACUCCAUAUACUUCCAGCCAGGCUCCAGGGUGCAGUGUGCUGCUCGCGCUGUGAAUGCCGACGGGAACGAAGGCCUGGAGCUAUUGAGCCCCAUCGUAACCAUCGGCAGAGAAGAAGGCAUGCUCCCCGUGGUCUCCACCCGAGAGCUGUCCAACUUCGAGCUGACCCUCAGCCCCGACGGCACAAGAGUUGGCAACCACAAGUGCUCCAACCUCCUGGAUUACACUGAAGUCAAGACUCACCAUGGCUUCCUGACGGACGCCACCAAAAACCCAGAGAUCAUCGGGGAGACGUAUCCGUAUCAGUACAGCUCCUCCAUCCGAGGGGCCAGCACCCUCCGCUUCUACCGCAACCUGAACCUGGAGGCCUGUUUGUGGGAGUUUGUCAGCUACUAUGACAUGUCUGAGCUCCUGGCUGACUGUGGAGGGACCAUUGGAACAGACGGGCAGGUCUUGAACCUGGUGCAGUCCUACGUGACCCUGCGGGUCCCCCUGUAUGUGUCCUAUGUUUUCCAUUCUCCCGUGGGGAUUGGAGGGUGGCAGCAUUUUGACCUGAAGUCCGAGAUGCGCCUGACCUUUGUGUACGACACUGCCAUCUUGUGGAACGAUGGCAUUGGCAGCCCACCCGAAGCUGAACUCCAAGGUUCUCUUUAUCCCACCAGCAUGCGUCUCAAUGAUGAGGGACGCUUGGUCGUGAACUUCAAGACAGAAGCUCAAUUCCAUGGCUUGUUUGUGCUGUCACAUCCCGCAUCCCUCACAAGCUCGGUGAUUAUAUCUGCUGACCAUCCGGGCCUCACCUUCUCCCUCCGCCUCAUAAGGAGUGAGCCAACCUACAACCAGCCGGUCCAGCAGUGGAGCUUCGUGUCCGACUUCGCAGUCCGGGACUACUCAGGGACCUACACCGUGAGGCUGCUGCCGUGCUCCACCCCACCGCAUCAGAGCUACCGCCUGCCACUCACCUGCAACCCCAGGGAGCCUGUCACCUUUGACCUGGACAUCCGCUUCCAGCAGGUGAGUGACCCAGUGGCGGCCGAAUUCAGCUUGAACACCCAAAUGUACCUGCUCUCCAAGAAGAGCCUCUGGCUGUCGGAUGGAUCCAUGGGGUUCGGGCAAGAGAGUGAUGUCGCUUUUGCAGAAGGUGACACCAUUUAUGGCCGCGUGAUGGUAGACCCGGUGCAGAACCUCGGCGAUUCCUUCCACUGCAGCAUUGAGAAGGUGUUCCUCUGCACAGGCGCCGACGGCUACGUGCCCAAGUACAGCCCCGCCAAUGCGGAAUACGGCUGCUUGGCGGAUUCGCCUUCACUCUUAUACAGAUUUAAAAUUGUGGACAAAGCGCAGCCUGAGACCCAAGCCACCAGCUUUGGAAAUGUCCUGUUUAAUGCCAGACUGGCAGUGGAUGACCCCGAAGCCAUUCUCUUAGUGAAUCAGCCUGGAUCGGAUGGGUUCAAAGUCGACUCAACACCCCUCUUCCAGGUCUCCCUGGGCCGAGAAUGGUACCUACAUGCCAUCUAUACAGUGCGAUCCCAGGACAACGCUCAGCGAGGUAUUGGCAAAAGAAGCGUAGAGUACCAGUACCAUUCUCUGAGCCCCGCGAUGCCCCCGGCAUCCUCCACGAGCCACAAGAGGAGGGAGGUCAGGAGCACACCCCCGCUGACGUGGGAAAUCGGUGCUGAGAAGAACCGGGGCACAAACAUACUGCACAUCGCCCUGGACCGAGUCGACAAGAAGCAAACCCCACAGGGGAGAGCCCCACCCGAUGGUGUCCUGCCUCGUGAGCUCAGCCCCUCCCGCUCAGACAUCAGCCUGCUCACAGUCGUCGGAGGCUUCGCCGUGGGGCUGCUCGCUGUCGGCCUUACUGUCAUUGCAGUCCUGAUGUGCAGGAGCAAAGGAAAGCCCAGGAGGAAGGAUGCUCCCAGUGGCUCAGGCAGCAGCGAGCCCAUGAUGCCGUCCCAGGGCCUCAGCAGUGACAGCUCAGAGGUUUGACCCCUGCACCUGGAACCCAAAAAUGUCCCAAGUGCCUCAAAAAAGACCACGGUGCACCCCCAAAGGCUUCAUUUGGGAAGCCGCCCAAGCCAUGAAGAAGCUGCCCCACAGGACUUGCCAAUACUCAUGUACUUUGAUUUGAAUUCCAUCUCCCUUUCCAUGCCUCAAAGGACACCUCUCUUCUCCCUGGCCCAGAAGACAGCCACGAUGUAUUCACACAAAUACAGAGCCACAGGUGACCAGCGAGGAACGUCUUUCUCGCUCCAGACAUUUCCUCCGUAUGGUGCCGGAGCUGGGCCUCUUUUAAGGUGCUACCAGACUGUCAACAUGUUCAUGAGAACAUUAUUAUGAUUGCUACAGAGUAUGAAAUGUGAAGGUGCAGCGAUCACUUGUUUAUGCAUUUGCUAACAGUGUAUGAUUCCAAAGUUCUAGUUGCUAGCCUGCCCGAAGGAUAAGCCUGCUAUUUAUUAGGACAAGGUAUCUAAUAGACACAGACCACAUAGAAUUAUGACCAGGGGUGCCUCCACCACCACCCCCAUCCCCCUAAAAACAUCUUCUCUACUUGAGAAAGCUGGAGGAGAGGAGAGGAAGGUAGAGAGGCAACAUGCUCGCAAGGGUUUGGUGUCUUCCUCAUUGUCCAUCGUCCCCCGGUUUCAUUUGCUCGUUCCCGUUUGUAUUGGACAACAGACUAUGUUCUGUCUGUAAGAGAUUGUUUCCGGAGCAGAGUGACUGCACGGUAAUAGUCCUUAUUGGUGCUCGAUGCUUGCGGGACAGGAGGCGGCUCGUGACAUUGUGGUAAUGAUGAAGUGCUGUCAGUUCUAUUCACAUUGACAGGACCAUGUUCUCUGGGAACUGAGCCGAACACAUGCUGGCAGCCUUGAUCCCAUGAGUGAUUAGGGGAAACGCGCAUGCAGAUGCGGAAGGGAGAAAGUCCUAUUUAUUAACAGGAUGGUGUUUAACCAGGGUGCCUCGCAUGCCUGUUUGAUGUCACAUGGGAACCUCCUGAGAGAUGUGGUCAGCCCUCGGAGUAGCCAUGUCCAGAACCUCAGGCCGCCCUAGCCCUACUCAUGGCCAUCAAGUCAGUGUACAGUUGUUCUCGAUGGCUGUGACCUUUCGGGAGCAGAUUGCCAGGCUUCCCUUCCGCGGUGCCUCUGGGUAGAUUUGAAUAGUUAGUAGCCACACCCUGGAACAGGUGUGCCCCUUAGACUCCUAAGUGGGCCACAGCCCAUUGCUUUCUAAUCAGCAUUUGGUCCAAAUGAUGGGGUUGUCUGAAACUGUCACUCAGAAAUGGACGUGGAGCUGGCUAGGGCAUUGUCGAUCCCAUCCUUCUUUGUCACCAAAGAAAGCUCCCCAGGCCAGUGGACAAAGGCAGUGAGAUCCCUCUCCAGAUCUGAAAAAUACCUUUUGUGGCACAACUUACCAGUCACCCCGCAAAACCAAGGGGCUUGAGUGAGAUUCCCCUGACAGUUCCUCCAUUGACCCCCAACCAAACUCACUGGUGUGGAGUCAAUGCCGACUCUUGGGGAUCCCAUAGGACUAGGUGGAGCUGUGCUCCCUGAGGAUUUAUCAGACUGUAAUGCUGCACCAGAAUAGAACUCCUUGUCUUCCUUGCGAGCCGCAGCUGAUGGUUUCAAACUACUGACCUUAUGGUUAGCAGCCCUACACAUAACCACUAUACCACAGGCACGGGCUUUUGUUGGUUGUUGGGUUUGGGUUUUUCACCAAUGGGCAAAAGGGCCGUUUGCAAGGAGAAAAGCCCAGUAGUUC